AUGCUUCUCAUUGUCUUUCUCUUUGCUCUCAUAUUUUCGUCCUCCUCUCAUGCAGCCGAUUUCUGUGUUGCAAAACUAAAAGGUGCAGGAAGCCCAGCAGGGUAUUCCUGCAGAAUGCCCUCAAGGGUCACAGUCGAUGAUUUUGUGUUUACUGGCCUUGGCGUUGCUGGCAACACUACUAACAUUAUCAAUGCUGCUGUAACCCCAGCUUUUGUACAGCAAUUUCCUGGUGUAAAUGGGCUUGGUCUAUCCAUAGCUCGACUAGACCUAGCACCAGCUGGCGUUAUCCCAAUGCACACUCACCCGGGUGGGUCUGAAUUGUUAUAUGUGGUGGAAGGUAAAAUCACUGCUGGAUUCAUUUCCAGCUCGGCCAACGUUGUCUACGUGAAGACUCUUGGGAAGGGUGACGUUAUGGUGUUCCCACGAGGGUUGCUUCAUUUUCAAGUAAAUGCUGGUGAGAAUAAUGCAGUCGGUGUUGUUAGCUUUAGUGACCCUGAUCCCGGCCUCCAAAUCACUGAUUUUGCAUUCUUUGCCAAUGACUUGUCCUCAGAGUUGUUGGAGAAAACUACUUUUCUUGAUGAUGCUCAAGUUAAAAAGCUCAAGAAAGUUCUAGGUGGAACUGGCUAG
Dovyalis caffra is the source of this 627-nucleotide messenger RNA. NCBI's taxonomy places the organism in Eukaryota, Viridiplantae, Streptophyta, Magnoliopsida, Malpighiales, Salicaceae. The record is from the annotation of a GenBank genome assembly.